This is a messenger RNA of Cebus imitator (Panamanian white-faced capuchin), 1693 nucleotides long. RefSeq names its product dolichyl-phosphate mannosyltransferase subunit 2, regulatory (gene DPM2). The record is from RefSeq and is a predicted model, not a curated record. The transcript is spliced from 4 exons. Gene Ontology annotation, cellular component: dolichol-phosphate-mannose synthase complex; endoplasmic reticulum membrane. NCBI's taxonomy places the organism in Eukaryota, Metazoa, Chordata, Mammalia, Primates, Cebidae. Gene Ontology annotation, molecular function: enzyme regulator activity. Gene Ontology annotation, biological process: GPI anchor biosynthetic process. The coding region runs from base 797 to 1051 and encodes 84 amino acids.
GGCGUCACGGUGAGACCCGGAGGAGCAGCCGCCGCAUGAGUGGCGAGGGACCGCGUUCCUGUCUCUGUAGCUGGAGAAGCCUGGAAGAUGAUCUGGCCCAACAUCGCUUUCUUCUCAGAGGAAGGGCCCUCCAAGACCGGGGAGGGGCCGGUGGGCGGGUCCCGGUCCAAAACGUGUUUGGGCUGCUCCGAGAGGCACCCAGUGAAGGGAGGGAGGGGACGUCCGAAGGGUGGCCCAGGAAACCGGGCGAUGGUGAGGGGGCGCCCCCUCUCCACCAAUCCAGAUCCUCCCCAUCCAUGCGGGCUCCGGACAGACCCUCCCCCACCCAUCCCAGGCCGGAAAGUCGACAUUGUCUGCACCUCUCCCACCCGUGUCGGUUUCACCACUGACUAGGAUCUACCCCUCUGAACCUCGCUUUUCCCAUCUGAAAAAUGGAACUUCCGAUCCCUCCCUCCCAUCCCACUCUGGCUCCAGGACUCUGGGAUGUUUAGAGAUUAGCUUUUGGUGGGGCGGCUACAGGACUAUGGCUAUGAAGGCCGGGGAGUCUGGGUUCCCAACUCGGUCCCAUUCCCUAGGGAGAUUCGGGCAGCAACCCGCCUGGCAAUGUCCUUAAGAACUACAUUUCCCGAAAUGCAAAGGGGAGAAGGCGGUUCCUGCUAGUCUCGGGCCACGUGGGGCCUGAAACCUGAGCCGGCCUGGGAACUACAACUCCCGGCGUGCUCCGCGGUCCAAAACCGGAAAGCGUCACCCGGAACCGGAUGUGGCUUGCGGCUCUGGUGACUGAGUGCCGGGUGAAAUGGCCACGGGGACAGACCAGGUGGUGGGACUCGGCCUCGUCGCCGUUAGCCUGAUCAUCUUCACCUACUACACCGCCUGGGUGAUUCUCUUGCCAUUCAUCGACAGCCAGCAUGUCAUCCACAAGUAUUUCCUGCCCCGCGCCUAUGCUGUCGCCAUCCCGCUGGCCGCAGGCCUCCUGCUACUCCUGUUUGUGGGACUGUUCAUCACCUACGUGAUGCUGAAGAGUAAGAGGGUGACCAAGAAGACUCAGUGAAGGUCCUGCGAGGAUGAGGCUGCCAGCCCCUUCUCUGCCUCCCCUCCAGGGCAGGGACCGAGCAGGGGAGCCUGCAGAACCUUCCCAGGCACAGUGACGCCCCAAGCCUGGCUGUCCUGCAGAGUCCCCAUGGCAUGGAACUUAGCCCUGACUGACUGGAGCCCCCUCCCCUGCUCUCCCUUCCAGAAAAUAGGAGGGAGGGACACCUGGAAGACUCUGGUCACCCCCUUCUUGCCCAGGGCCUGAAAGAUGCUAGUCCUCCCGACCUCACUCUCAGACUCCCUGCCACCUUUUCCCCUGGGUUCUGCCAUCAUGCCGCAUUUCCCCUCUUGUCACAUGCUAACAUUGAACUUAGCAGUUUCUAAGGUCGCAUGUGUGACCUCUGACCUCUCCCCACAAGCCCUCUCCUCCACCAAGGCAACUUUCCUUAGCCUGACACAGCCCCACACCCCACAAGCCCUUCUGGACCUGGAAAGCCUGGUGAAGGACUGACAGACCCCAGGACCACACGUAGGGCUCAGGGCACAUUAUGGCAGCCACCCUGGGCCCACUGACCGACCACUCCUCAUGGAGGCCCAGCCCCCCCAACCCCAGAGCUGGCCUGUUUGGGAGAGCUGACCAAUAAAUGCUGACUGAUUGUGU